AUGUCAACAAUUCAGAAGGUUAGACAGCGUGAAGAAGUGGCUAUAAAAAAUGCCAUUUCACAGGAUCAAUCCCAAAAACUAGUGCAAACAAUGAUAACAAUGUGUUUUGGCUGCCUAGCGUUCCUUAGAGGGUUGUUUCCGGAUGAUAACUUUGUGGACCAGAAGUUCGUGCCAGAGAAAUGUAAUAAAGACUAUGACAAAUUUAGCGCUUCCAGCAUUCGUAUCAAGACUUUGGUCAGAGAUAAGAGCGAAGAAGCCGAUUUGUUUUUAGACUGGCUGGAAAAUGGGGUGUUCCAAUCUUUGAAAAAGGGCUACCUAAAGGCAAUUUCUCUAGGCAUUUUCAUUGACGAGAAUAAUCCAAAUGACCUAAUCGAGACGUAUCUUUUUUCGUUCAAAUAUUCUCAGGAUUCUAUCUCAAUAAGCAUUAACGAUCAAACAGACACUAUUUCCUUGUUGGAUUCGAGGAAAAUGGUCCAGCAAUUGAUGAGGAGAUUUAUUAUUAUAACGCAAUCGCUUGAUCCCUUACCUGAAAAACGUUUUUUAACAAUGAGACUAAUGUUCAAUGAAAAUGCCCCUUCCGAAUACCAGCCAAAACUGUUCAAAGAUGCCACAAAGGAACCUCCAACUUUGAUCACAUUGCCAAAAGGUAACGAGUUGGAAACCUUUUCUGUGGGAUCCUUGAACACAUCAGUACAUAAAGUUGGCCUUAAGGUGCUUUCUUUAGCCGACAACGCUAUCCAACAGCAAUUAACUACAGGACCCACCACUCAACUUGACCCCUUCGAUAUGUUAGAAGAGAACAUCGAACUUCCCCAAGAGACUCCUGAAAAUAGUCAAAUGACAAUGCAAAGUCAAACUACUAAAAUGCUUCAAAACUAUUUGAAAUCGUCACCAGCGAAAUGUCAACCAACACAGGCUAUGCAGUCUGAAGAAAAAACCACUGUAACCGAAGCAGUGACCAAGCAAAGGCAGCUCAGAUGCAUGAGUUGUAAGAAAUUCUUACUCGCGAUUUGUUACGGAAACGAAUCUAGACGUUUCAUUCCUGAAUGCGUAGAAUGUUUAACUGAUGGUAAACUUGAUACAAACUCAAGAAACUUCCAAAGGUUUAUGACCACAAGAAAAAUAUAUAGAUACAUGGCAAAAAAACCAGACUUCCCACAUUCUUUUUCCGACCUGGUUUCAGUUAUUAGUGGACCUUCAGCAUCAGCUUCAGACAAAUCUAUCGUGAGCGACUCACUUUCUGUUCUCUUAAUGGAUGAAGUUUUCUUGGUAGAAGAAGACGUCAGAGUCAGCUACUCUGGAACGCAGUUGAGAUCAUCAGGAUUCAUUGAGGUAGAUACAGAUGAGAUUGUCUCACCGAGUGGUCCACUUAAAAGGGGUAAGUAUGCAUGGACUUUCAUGCUACACUCCGCAAAAGCACAUUCUUUCUAUACGGAACAUUACGCUAAAACAGAGGCACAACUCCAACAGCUCUUAAAAGAGUGUUCUGACACCUUUCAGAAAAUGAGAGAAACAUUGGUUAAUAACGAAAGUAGUAAUUCUUUGGCCCUCCAUAAAUUGAAUAUCAACGACACUGAGAAGACCAGUCUUGGUAAUGACAGUGUUGUCAAAAAAAGGUCGUAUAAUGACGAUAUUGAUGAUGAAACCCAAGGCGAAUCCGAUUUGGACACUCAGGAUAACCAGCACCAGGGAAAAGUAAGAAAGAUCAGUGUGUCCAAAAAGACUCUCAAAAGUGCCUGGUAA
This is a messenger RNA of Kluyveromyces marxianus DMKU3-1042, 1743 nucleotides long. RefSeq names its product Hop1p (gene HOP1). Gene Ontology annotation, cellular component: nucleus. Gene Ontology annotation, biological process: meiotic recombination checkpoint signaling; synaptonemal complex assembly. Bases 1 to 1743 code for a protein of 580 amino acids. The transcript has a single exon. The record is from RefSeq and is a predicted model, not a curated record. Lineage: Eukaryota; Fungi; Ascomycota; Saccharomycetes; Saccharomycetales; Saccharomycetaceae.